This is a messenger RNA of Saccharomyces paradoxus, 552 nucleotides long. It is a transcript of the gene GTF1, whose product is annotated as glutamyl-tRNA(Gln) amidotransferase subunit F. Lineage: Eukaryota; Fungi; Ascomycota; Saccharomycetes; Saccharomycetales; Saccharomycetaceae. The record is from RefSeq and is a predicted model, not a curated record. The coding region runs from base 1 to 552 and encodes 183 amino acids. Gene Ontology annotation, molecular function: glutaminyl-tRNA synthase (glutamine-hydrolyzing) activity. Gene Ontology annotation, biological process: glutaminyl-tRNAGln biosynthesis via transamidation. The transcript has a single exon. Gene Ontology annotation, cellular component: glutamyl-tRNA(Gln) amidotransferase complex; mitochondrion.
AUGUACAGAAAAUGGUGUUUAUGCAGAAUACAUGCAGUGGGCCGGUUUAGCCGCCUCGGAAGUCACCGAUUAGCAUCUACGGGAGGUGCAAAGAUCGGUAAAAAAUUUGAGAAUAUGGAUCAAAUAAAGAAUUAUAUAUCAAAACCUGUAUGGUCGGUCCAUGAAUAUUUAGGCACAAAUGUUAGAGAGGGAAAACUUGAGCUACCAUCUGUAGAUGUUGUGAAGAAAUUGUUGCGAUUAUCAGGUCUUCCCUUAGAAGGAGCAAAGAUCGAAGAAAUUCAAUUGCGACUUGCCAAACAGUUAUCAUUCAUCAACAAACUGCAUAAUAUACCUGUCGAAGGUGAAAAGCAUACUAAGGAAUAUGAUGCUCGAUUGAUGCAAAGAGAAACGAGGCAAUUGAGCUACGCAAAGCUACUUGAAGGCAUCAAAUAUCAAAAGCAGGAUGCAGAGCUAGGUGAAGUCAGCGGAUCUUGGAAACCAACUGGACUUGCCGUGGAAUCCAAAAAUGGAUAUUUUGUUGUCAAAGAGGGAUUACUUAAAAACAGGAAGUAA